GUUGAUUCACGUUCAUGUAGUCACAUGCGCAAAACGAUUAAAACCAUUGUAUUCAGCUUUUAAUUAGGGUGUCUACAAUUAACAAUAUCACUCACACAUCUAUAAUCCACAAAAAAUAAAAAAGUAAAAUAAAAAUUGGUUUGAAACAUCCUCAACAACGUUCAAUUUCUAUCAUCGUACCAAAUUCUUCAAUCUAAACUCAAACUUCGUUAUAAGAAGAAGAAGACAAAAAACAACGACAACAAAUUAAAAUGUGGUAGCAAACCUCAAUACUAUGGUGUAAUUCACAAGUUGAGGAUGCAUUUCAAUUUGAUAUUGAUUUUUUCUUUCAUCUUUUUCCUUUCAAUACUUCACGAUUAAGAUCCCAUUCUCACAGAGUCCUUGCAAGACCCAAACCGACUGAUGCAGUGGUGGAGAAUUAGGGUUUGAAAAAUUAGGGUUUGGGUUUCGUAGCAGUGAUGGAGGAUUGAGAGAGAGCAUGGAAUCAGCGGAGAUGCGCAUGGGGUCGUAGAGGCCCGAGAUGGGCGAACAUGCAAUGAAGCCAGCGGGGAUGCGAUCGUCGAUGCAACAGAACCAAGGUGCGGGGGAGCUUGCGAAACAAGGCGACGACGCUCAUGUGAUCAAGGGCACGAGCGCCGUGGAAAAUGAGGAGCAAUCGCACUUAGGCAGAUGCAUGAUCGACCUGGAGAAUGUGCCGCUGGAAGAAGUCUUUCAGAACCUGCACUGCACGCGCGAGGGAUUGACGUCCCACGAGGCGGAGCUUCGGAUGCAACUGGUGGGUCCCAACAAACUGGAGGAGCAACGCGAGAAUCUGUUGCUCAAGUUCCUGAGCUUUAUGUGGAACCCGCUGUCGUGGAUUAUGGAGCUCGCCGCCCUCAUGGCGCUUGUGCUCGACAACGGUGAAAAUCUGCCGCCGGACUGGCAGGACUUCGUCGGCAUUAUCUGCUUGCUGUUGAUCAACUCCACGGUGAGCUAUAUUGAAGAGACGAGCGCGGGGAAAGCCGCCGCAGCGCUCAUGCAGGCUCUCGCGUUGAAGGCGAAGGUGCUUCGAGAUAAGGUGUACAGUGAGGUGGACGCGUCCAUCUUAGUGCCCGGAGACAUCAUUUCCAUCAAGUUGGGCGACAUCAUUCCGGCCGAUGCUCGGCUGUUAGACGGCGAUCCGUUAACGGUCGAUCAGUCUGCGUUGACCGGAGAGUCUGUGGCUGUCAUCAAGCGGCCAGGUGAUGAGGUGUUCUCGGGUUCCAUAUGCAAGCAAGGGGAGCUUGAAGCUGUGGUGAUCGCUACUGGCGCACACACUUUCUUCGGGAAAGCGGCGCAUCUUGUGGACACCACUCACCAGCAAGGGCACUUCCACCAGGUGCUGAAAUCGAUCGGGAACUUUUGCAUCAUGACGAUCGCGCUGGGCAUGGUCAUCGAGAUCAUUGUGAUGUACCCGGUCCAGAGAAGGAAGUACCGUGUCGGCGUCGAGAACUUGCUGAUUUUGUUGAUCGGCGGCAUCCCCAUCGCGAUGCCGACAGUGUUGUCAGUGACGAUGGCUGUGGGUUCCCAUAGCUUGGCCAAGCAGGGUGCCAUCACGAAACGGAUCACUGCCAUCGAAGAAAUGGCUGGCAUGGACAUCCUGUGCUCUGAUAAAACUGGCACCUUAACGCUGAAUCGUCUUACUGUCGACAAAUAUGCCAUCGAAGUCUUAAGCCCAACCAUCGACAAGGAAGCCAUCUUGCUCACUGCGGCACGGGCUUCCCGCAUCGAAAACCAGGAUGCAAUUGAUCAAGCUAUUUGCAACAUGCUAGCGGAUCCAAAAGAAGCACGGGAGGGGGUGGAGGAAGUCCAUUUUUUGCCAUUCAAUCCCACCAACAAGCGCACUGCCAUGACUUACACAACUCCUGAUGGGAAAAUGUACCGAGCAACUAAAGGUGCCCCAGAACAAAUCUUGGAGCUUGCCCACAACAAAGAAGCCAUUUGUGCCAAAGUACAUGAAGUUAUCAAGCGUUUUGCUGAUAGAGGGCUUCGUAGCCUUGCUGUUGGGAAACAGGAAGUGCCAGAUGGUGUGAAAGAAAGCCAAGGAGGUCCGUGGCAAAUGUUGGGGAUCAUUCCACUUUUUGACCCACCGAGGCACGACACGAGCAACACUGUGCACAGAGCUUUGGAACUGGGCGUGAACAUCAAAAUGAUCACAGGUGAUCAGUUGGCAAUUGCCAAAGAAACAGGCCAACGAUUGGGGAUGGGUACCAACAUGUAUCCAUCUACGGCAUUAUUCGGUCACGGAAAACAUAGCCAAUCCCUAGUGGGUGUGGAUGAGGGUGAACUUAUUGAACAAGCUGAUGGAUUUGCAGGUGUUUUUCCCGAACAUAAAUACAAAAUAGUGAAAGUAUUACAAGAAAAGAAGCAUGUGGUUGGCAUGACUGGUGAUGGAGUAAAUGAUGCACCAGCUUUGAAGAAAGCAGACAUUGGCAUUGCAGUUGCUGAUGCUACUGAUGCUGCUCGCAACGCAGCUGAUAUUGUUUUAACACAACCAGGAUUGAGUGUGAUAAUACAUGCAAUUCUUACAAGCCGGUGUAUAUUCCAACGCAUGAAGAAUUAUACUAUAUAUGCAGUAUCUAUCACUAUUCGGAUUGUUGUUGGUUUCAUGCUAUUAGCACUAAUAUGGAGAUUUGAUUUCUCACCUUUCAUGGUCCUUGUAAUUGCGAUUCUAAACGACGGAACAAUUAUGACCAUAUCAAAAGAUAUUGUGAUCCCAUCACAAUUUCCGGAUUCAUGGAAGCUCAAGGAGCUAUUCAUUCAAGGCAUAUUCCUAGGUGGCUAUCAAGCAUUAAUGACAGUCAUAUUCUUUUAUCUUGUCCAUUGUACAAAUUUCUUCCAGAAAACAUGUGGGGCCUCACAAAUUAGGGAGAACCCCUACCAAGAAACAGCAGUGGUGUAUUUACAAGUGAGUAUUGUGAGCCAAGCCUUAAUUUUCGUGACUCGCUCACACGGGUGGUCUUUCAUGGAACGGCCCGGGUUUUGGCUUCUAGGGGCCUUUGUGAUCGCUCAACUGCUUGCCACUUUAAUAGCUGUUUAUGCAUCUUGGAAUUUUGCAAAGAUCCAAGGAUGUGGUUGGAAAUGGGCUGGGAUUGUUUGGAUAUAUGAUGUAUUAUGGUAUUUUCCAAUGGAUCCCAUUAAAAUGGUAUCACGCUAUAUGUUGAGUGGACAAGCAUGGACUUUGAUGACGGAACACAAAGUGUUUUUAACACAUCAAAAGAAUUACGGACGUGAGCAAAGACAAGCACAAUGGGCGACUAUUGCUUGGAGUGAAAGCCAGAAACCUCCAACUAUUUCAUCGCUAGGUCUCAAGCCGCUAACUUUAGGGCAAAGCUCUGGUAUGCCCACUAAUUUAAAAAGUUGGGAGGUUGCCAAUCAAGCUCGUCGGCGUGCAGAAAUGGCAAAGUUGCGAGAACACCACACAUUAAAGGGACAUGUUGAAGCAUGGACAAAGUUAAAAGGCCUUGAUGAAAUUGCUAUGCAACAAGCUUAUACUCUUUGAUUUUUGUAUUGCAAAGAUGAUUUUUUUGAAAAGAAAAGUUGGAAUUCAAAUUGAAUAGUGCCUAGAAAAGUUGAAGACUUACAACCAAUUUUUAAAAUUUUACUUAUACGUUUUUAAAACCAGAUAAGCCCACUAAUGAAAGGUACAAGUUAUUUUACCAGAAAAUAAGAAUUUAAUUUAGAUGCAAUAAAAAAGAAAAAGAAAAACGGGAACUAAAACAUAAGAAGUACAUUUAUUAAAUGAAGUCUGGUGAUUGGUUGAUUUUAUUUCUUUGAUACCAUGAUGCCCAAAUAGGAAAAUGCAUAUAAAAAUGCAUUCUUAGCACUAAAAAUGUUUUUAUAGUUAAAGUGUAAUUUUUUUAUUUGAGUUU
Messenger RNA from Physcomitrium patens, 3890 nucleotides. Its product is annotated as plasma membrane ATPase. Gene Ontology annotation, cellular component: membrane. NCBI's taxonomy places the organism in Eukaryota, Viridiplantae, Streptophyta, Bryopsida, Funariales, Funariaceae. The record is from RefSeq and is a predicted model, not a curated record. Gene Ontology annotation, biological process: proton export across plasma membrane. Gene Ontology annotation, molecular function: ATP hydrolysis activity; P-type proton-exporting transporter activity; ATP binding.